Messenger RNA from Psammomys obesus (fat sand rat), 3952 nucleotides. It is a transcript of the gene Pde4d, whose product is annotated as phosphodiesterase 4D. Gene Ontology annotation, biological process: cAMP catabolic process; regulation of cardiac muscle cell contraction; signal transduction. NCBI's taxonomy places the organism in Eukaryota, Metazoa, Chordata, Mammalia, Rodentia, Muridae. The coding region runs from base 1128 to 3242 and encodes 704 amino acids. Gene Ontology annotation, cellular component: perinuclear region of cytoplasm; cytosol; nucleus. The record is from RefSeq and is a predicted model, not a curated record. The transcript is spliced from 15 exons. Gene Ontology annotation, molecular function: 3',5'-cyclic-AMP phosphodiesterase activity; ATPase binding; transmembrane transporter binding.
AGUGUCCUGAGCUGCUCAGAGCUGGGUCGGCACAGCCCGGGGUUAGACAAGGCGGCUGCGAGGAUUCAAAGGUUCUGCCGGAAAUUCGGUGUGGGGGGUACUCCAGCUGGAGCCUGUUGCCAGCCACUGUGUUUUAAAAGCAUGCGAGGUCUGUAUGGCUUGGGCAUGAGAAUCUUGCGGAUGUCAGAGCGUCAGAGUAAAUGACAUCUAUUUGGGAACUGAACUGGGGGUAAGCAGAACAGAGGGAAAAGAAAGGCAGCCGAGUAAGAAAUUCUUAGAGGACGUCUGCCUUGCAGCUGUGAAAUUCUUUUUUUUUUUUUUUUUUCUUCCCAAGGCAAAAUAUUAAAAGCUCACACACGGUUUUGAUGACAACAAAUUAGAGGGGAUUCUGCAGUGAGAGAGUUGAGAGCUUAGUCAUUUUACUUAAAGAGAGCAGACAGGCAGCCUUAUUGUGAGGUUAGGCGGCAGACGAAUUUCAUCACAACAGCGCCUUCUGAAGUCAUGAUGGGAGCCCACACCAAUCCUGUCCUGCAGAACAAAAAUUAUUCAUUGUCUUCGUACUUCAGCGUUUGAAACCGGCGAUCCUAAGGUUCGGAGAAGAAGUUGGCUUGCACCGUACAUGGUUUCUAGUCCCCUCUGCCCAGGUCUCUGUCGGACACGAAUCAGACUCAGACGGUAGCAGUGUGUUAACGCGGCCACACAUGAAUAUGUACCUAAGAAAGAAGAAAAAGCAGUAUUCAUCCCUAAAGGACAGCAUGGAAAAGCAACGCGAAGUUUUCCAUUUCCCUCCUAACACUUCUCUAACAAGGAUAACAAGAAACUGUCUUUUGACGCCUGUUUGUCCACAUUCCAUAGUCCUUUCUGUGAGGAUGCAUUAAUUCACACCCAAGGCAGUUGGAUUUCACCAGGACAAUAUUUGCCAUCAUUUAGCAUUAGCGAAUGGACUGGCUAUUUCAGUGUGUCGACUAGUAGGAGCUUCAUGGAUGGACUCAUACCUACCGUGCCCUGUGAUGUUUCUUUCUUCAAAUCCUGGAAGGGCUUUUGUUUUUGCCAUUUGUGUUUCCUUGGGGGGGGUGAUUUUUGGGGAGGGGAUUCUCAUUACUCGUGGCAAUAAUUGUCCCUGAUCGAUGCUCAAGCCGGAGAGUUGGGAUUCAUCUGUGAAAAUCACCUCAUGCAACAUAGGAGACGAGGAAAAUAUUAAUGACGGAAGGUCUGCGAACAUGAUGCAUUUGAACACCUUCCCCUUCAGAAGGCAUUCCUGGAUAUGUUUCGAUGUGGACAAUGGCACAUCAUCGGGACGGAGUCCCUUGGAUCCCAUGACCAGCCCAGGGUCUGGGCUAAUCCUCCAAGCAAAUUUUGUCCACAGUCAACGCCGGGAGUCCUUCCUGUAUCGAUCUGACAGCGAUUAUGACCUCUCUCCGAAGUCUAUGUCCAGGAACUCCUCGAUUGCCAGCGAUAUACAUGGAGAUGACUUGAUUGUGACCCCAUUUGCUCAGGUCCUGGCCAGCCUGAGAACUGUAAGGAACAACUUUGCUGCAUUAACUAAUUUGCAAGAUCGAGCACCCAGCAAGCGAUCACCCAUGUGCAACCAACCAUCCAUCAACAAAGCCACCAUCACAGAGGAGGCCUACCAGAAACUGGCCAGCGAGACCCUGGAGGAACUGGACUGGUGUCUGGACCAGCUAGAGACCCUGCAGACCAGGCACUCCGUCAGUGAGAUGGCCUCCAACAAGUUUAAGAGGAUGCUGAACCGGGAGCUGACGCACCUCUCUGAAAUGAGCCGGUCUGGAAACCAGGUGUCGGAGUACAUAUCGAACACGUUCUUAGAUAAGCAACAUGAAGUGGAAAUCCCCUCUCCAACUCAGAAGGAAAAAGAGAAAAAGAAAAGGCCGAUGUCUCAGAUAAGCGGGGUCAAGAAGCUGAUGCAUAGCUCCAGCCUGACUAAUUCCUGUAUCCCAAGGUUUGGGGUGAAAACAGAGCAGGAGGAUGUCCUGGCCAAGGAACUAGAGGAUGUGAACAAAUGGGGUCUCCAUGUUUUCAGAAUAGCAGAGCUUUCUGGGAAUCGGCCUCUGACUGUUAUCAUGCACACCAUUUUUCAGGAACGGGAUUUAUUAAAAACAUUUAAAAUUCCAGUAGACACUCUAAUCACGUAUCUCAUGACUCUGGAAGACCAUUACCACGCCGACGUGGCGUAUCACAACAACAUCCAUGCCGCAGACGUGGUCCAGUCCACUCAUGUGCUACUGUCCACACCUGCUUUGGAGGCUGUGUUCACAGACUUGGAGAUUCUCGCAGCCAUUUUCGCCAGUGCAAUACACGAUGUGGAUCAUCCUGGUGUGUCAAACCAAUUUCUGAUCAAUACAAACUCGGAACUGGCCCUGAUGUACAACGACUCCUCCGUCUUAGAGAACCAUCAUUUGGCUGUGGGGUUUAAGUUGCUCCAGGAGGAAAACUGUGACAUUUUCCAGAAUCUGACCAAAAAGCAAAGACAAUCUUUAAGGAAAAUGGUCAUUGACAUUGUACUUGCGACAGACAUGUCAAAGCACAUGAAUCUGCUGGCUGAUUUGAAGACGAUGGUCGAAACUAAGAAGGUGACAAGCUCUGGGGUCCUUCUCCUUGAUAACUAUUCGGACAGGAUCCAGGUUCUUCAGAAUAUGGUGCACUGCGCAGACCUGAGCAACCCCACCAAGCCUCUGCAGCUGUACCGCCAGUGGACAGACCGGAUAAUGGAGGAGUUCUUCCGCCAGGGGGACCGGGAGCGGGAGCGUGGUAUGGAGAUAAGUCCCAUGUGUGACAAGCACAACGCCUCUGUGGAAAAAUCACAGGUGGGCUUCAUCGACUAUAUUGUUCAUCCGCUCUGGGAGACGUGGGCAGACCUUGUACAUCCCGAUGCCCAGGACAUUUUGGACACUUUGGAGGACAAUCGCGAGUGGUACCAGAGCACAAUCCCUCAGAGCCCCUCCCCUGCACCCGACGACCAAGAGGAGGGCCGGCAGGGCCAAACGGAAAAAUUCCAGUUUGAACUAACCUUGGAGGAAGAUGUCGAGUCGGACACCGAAAAGGACAGUGGGAGUCAGGUGGAGGAAGACACGAGCUGCAGCGACUCCAAGACUCUGUGUACGCAAGACUCGGAGUCCACCGAAAUCCCCCUGGACGAGCAGGUCGAAGAGGAGGCUGUGGCGGAAGGAGAGGAAAGCCAGCCGGAAACUUGCGUGGUAGAUGAUUGUUGUCCUGAUACGUAACAGUGUAAAGACUGUCAUGCUUUUUUUGUUUUUGUUUUUGUUUCUUUUUUUUUAAGUAGAAAAAAAAAUUGUUUUCCAAAGUGCAUGUCACAUGCCACAACCACGGUCACACCUCACUGUCAUCUGCCAGGACGUUUGUUGAACAAAACUGACCUUGAACUACUCAGUCUGGCGCUCAGGAAUAUUGUAACCAGUUCUUUCACCUCCACGUCAUCGGAGCAAGGGGUGGGGAGGUCUUCACGAACACGAUUCUGACAUGGUCUCAGCUCGGUAAAGCUGACAAAGCAGAUAAAAUCAACUCCAGCUGUUUUUUUCCAAGGGAGCGUGGCUCAUUGGACUGCCCGGAAGUUGAUUGGAUUGCAGGGUUCGUUUGGUUGCAGGGUUCCUUUCUGGCUUGUUUGCAGAAAUGUUAAGAAGAAGGCAUUUGCGUUUGGUGGACAGAGUGAACUCCCAGAUGAAGCGAUGAAAACGUCACGAACCGGACACAGCUUGGAUCUGUUCACAGGAGCAGGAUGGAGCCACAGAAAUUGCAUACUUUUCUAAUUUCAAGUCUUCCUGAUACAUGACUGAAGAGUGUGGUUCAGCGAGCCACACUCACCUCUACAUUUUGUAUGAUAUGUAAAACAGAUUUUUUGUAGAGCUUACUUUUAUUAUUAAAUGUAUUGAGGUAUUAUAUUUAAAGAAAAAAACAAACUCUGUUCAGAACUUCA